This is a messenger RNA of Nomia melanderi (Alkali bee), 1481 nucleotides long. RefSeq names its product DNA polymerase delta interacting protein 2 (gene POLDIP2). The record is from RefSeq and is a predicted model, not a curated record. Gene Ontology annotation, molecular function: DNA binding. Gene Ontology annotation, biological process: error-free translesion synthesis. Gene Ontology annotation, cellular component: mitochondrial nucleoid; nucleus. Lineage: Eukaryota; Metazoa; Arthropoda; Insecta; Hymenoptera; Halictidae.
UUUCGUCUGUACUGUUAAUGCUUAUGUGUAUACCACCCGUAUUAUUUUUAUCAUGAAAAUCUCCCUUUAUAUUAAAUACGCAUAUAAACAGUAUAUAACGUGCAUAUUAUAACGUAAUCAGUAACAAGUUUGAGAAAUGUCAAUAUAUUUUCGAUUUUGUGCCAUUCAAAUUAGACUGCAUAUUCUAUUACAAUAAUCAAAAAGUAUGGAACUUUCGCGAAAUUUAAUUACUUGCAAAUUGAAAUGUUACCUUCUUAAAGUACCGAAAAAAUCUUAUUUAUAUCAAGUAAGACAUAUCAGAUUGGCUGAAGUAGGAAAGUUGGAAACACCAAAAUUACAAGGAAAAUAUGAAACUGGCCAACUAAUUUUGCAUAGAGUAUUUGGUUAUCGUGGAGUAAUAUUAUUUCCAUGGGCAGCAAGAGUUUAUGACAGAGAUAUUCCGAACAAAAGAGACGAAAAUACAAAUGAUAAUUUUAAUAGCGUGGAAAGAGAAAUAAAAGGUAGAACUCAUACAUUUUACCAGGUAUUAAUUGACCAGAGAGAUUGUCCUUACAUACGUGCUCAAACAGAAGCUGUAACAUUUUUGGGGAACCAGGAAAGUAGUCGCAGCUUAUAUGCGAUACCAGGGUUAGAUUAUGUUGCUCAUGAAGAUGUUUUACCUUAUACAACAAACGAAGAGACUGCAUUGCAACAUGAACUUUUUGAUAAAUUUCUAAUGUAUAAACCAGAUCAAGAUCCAUGUUUCGUUGCACAAGAUACUCUUAAGGCAUGGCAAAAAAAGAAUCAUCCUUGGUUGGAAUUAUCAGAUGUACAUAAAGAAACUACAGAAAAUAUUCGUGUUACUGUCAUACCAUUUUAUAUGGGUUGUAGAGGAAGUCAAAAUGCAACAGUACAUUGGUGGCGAUAUUGCAUUCGUUUGGAGAAUUUGGGUGAUCUGAGUGUACAGUUACGCGAAAGACAUUGGAGAAUAUUUAGUCUUUCUGGAACAUUGGAAACUGUUAGAGGAAGAGGUGUAGUUGGGCAAGAACCUAUUUUAUCAAAAGUCUUACCUGCUUUUCAAUACAGUAGUCACGUAAGUUUACAAGCUGCAAGUGGACAUAUGUGGGGAACAUUCAGAAUGGAGAGGGAAGAUGGAUAUGCAUUUGAUUGUAGAAUUCCACCUUUCUCUUUAGAAUCCAAAGCAGAAGACCCACUUUCACCAAAUAUAAGUUCAUAAUUAAAUUUCUUAGCAUUAAGUGGAAAAUGUUCGCAAUUAAAUUCUUUUGAUUCAUGAAACAUUCAUCGAUAAUUAAACCUAAAUUUAUUUAAGUAAUAAUAUUUAUGAUAUUGGCAGCAAUAUUUAAUUAGAAGUAUUAUAAAUAGAAGUUAUGUUGUGUAAGUCUCAUGUUACACUUAAACUUGUGGAAAGCUAUCUUUCUGAUAAAUAUGUAUUUCAUAAAAACUUGAUUAUAUGCACUCAAAUAAAAUAUAGAUGUAUAAGA